CGGCGGUACGAGUACAAGGACCACACCGCGGACAUUCAGAUUCACGCGUGGGGCGCCACCGUCGAGGAGUGCUUCGCGCGCGCGGCGUUGGGGAUGUUCGACUACAUGACGCCGCUGGAUAAGCUGAGCGAGGGCGCGUCGAGGGCAAGGGACGAGGGCGCGCACGACGCGCACUCGCUCCUGUUCGCGUUCCUGGACGAGCUCCUCUUUCACUUCCACACGUCGAUGCUCGUAUGCACGAAGAUACAAGUCGCGACCAUCGACCGCACGCGCUGGCGCGUCGAGUGCGUCGCGCUCGGGGAAAAGUUUGUCGACGGCGUGCACGAGCAGGGGACGGAGAUCAAGGCGAUCACGUACAGCGCGAUGCAGAUCUUGGAGGCGGGGGAGGGGAAGGACGGGUGCGCGGAGGUGUUCGUCAUCGUAGACAUCUGA
Messenger RNA from Micromonas pusilla CCMP1545, 432 nucleotides. RefSeq lists its product as uncharacterized. The annotation marks the transcript as partial. Lineage: Eukaryota; Viridiplantae; Chlorophyta; Mamiellophyceae; Mamiellales; Mamiellaceae. Gene Ontology annotation, cellular component: tRNA-splicing ligase complex. Gene Ontology annotation, biological process: tRNA splicing, via endonucleolytic cleavage and ligation. The record is from RefSeq and is a predicted model, not a curated record. The transcript is spliced from 2 exons.